AGUCGAUGACGAAGGCAGAAGGCGGUCACCCACCAUCCGUCGACCUGGUCUCUCCUCACAUUUUUUGACCUAUUCAUCAUCCCCAUUCCGCGUGUGUGCUGCAAUCACAGUGAGUGUUCAUGUGUGUGUCUCUGUGUGUAGUGUGUGUGUGUGUGUGAGGAAAUUUUUAUAACCCUGCUGGACUACAUCUUGAUUUCUCCGACCCGUUUUUCGAAUAACACUCGAAAGAUAUAAUCGACAUUCCACUUUAAAACGAUGAACAAUUCGUGACUAGCACGUGACCGGACCGUGACUUCCGGUCACUUCCUCUCCUCUGACAACUGGUCAAAAUGAGUACUAGAUUUUUAUCGUCAUCAGCCGCCGACGUGCCAUUGGAUUGCAAUCUGAUUUCAUUCGUCGACUGACUCACCAACUCUCAAACUCUUCUCUUCUCUCCAGCUCUGCUUUUGCCCUUGGCCAGCUUUACCCUUGGCUGGAAUUGACUGACGUGUCCAGCGCAAAAAAAGAAAAAAAGUGGAACCUCCAAAAAACCUGGUGGUCGUUGGUCGUGGUGUUGUCUAUCGAUCGCUCCUGCCACACACGUAUAUACCCAUAGCGACACACUAACUCUCCAGCAGCCAGCCAGCCAGUCCAGUCCAGUCACACAUACACACACACACGACACGACGGCCAUAGAACAGCAGCGGCGACUUAACUGACACACACACACACAACAGCGAGUCAUUUAAAGAAGAAGAAGAAGAAUAGGAAAAAGGAGACGGCCUUUCUUAUGGGUCGUCGUCGUUCUCUUGGCAGCAGGUUGUUGGCCGGCCUGGCGCUAGUGUCCAUGUCAAUCUGUCUGGUGCUGCUCCAUCAAUUGAGUCACCAGGAGGCGAGAGCUGUGAUAGGAGCAGGAGGAGCAGGAGGAGGAGGCAAUGAAGCUAUUGAAAGGCGAGAAAGACAUUCCCAUCGAUAUUUGCUUAUGGCUGGCGGUGGCUCCAUUCCAGGAGGAGCCGUAGGAGCCGCCGAACCACCAAAGUCUCACGUGACAAAAACGGCGGCAGGGACAGCAGACGACCAUGGGGACGGGAGAGAACAGAACCACAACAACAACAAUCAGUCUCAGUUGAUGCCAAUUUUGGAUCGACGGUUGCCACGGUUACUCAUCAUCGGCGUGAGGAAAGGAGGCACGCGGGCCCUGCUGGAAAUGCUCAACCUCCAUCCCAACAUCGCCAUGGUCCCCGUCGAGGUCCACUUUUUCGACAAAUUCGACAACUACCAGCGCGGACUCGACUGGUACCGGUCGCAAAUGCCCCUGUCCACCGACGCCCAGCUGACGGUCGAAAAGUCGCCCAGCUAUUACGUCACGCCAGAGGUGCCGGAACGCGUCUACGCCAUGAAUCCGCACGUUCAACUCGUCCUCAUCGUCCGGGACCCAGUCACUCGACUCCUCUCCGAUUUCGCCCAGAUCGAAGCCUCCAGGGCCACCCAGAAUCUUCCCAACCGACGAUUCCAGGACGUGGCUUUGCUGCCAAAUGGAGAAGUCAACACCCAAAAUCGGGCCCUUCACGUUUCGCUUUAUGCCAAAUUCUUGUCGCGAUGGCUCCAUGUUUUCCCCCGACGGCAACUCCACAUCGUCGAUGGAGAUCGGCUCAUUCACGAUCCCUAUCCGGAACUGCAGAAAGUGGAGCGGUUCCUCGGCCUGGACCAUCUGAUCCGCCGGGAUCAGUUUUACUUCAACGCCACUAAAGGAUUUUACUGUUUAAUGGGCGUGCCAUCACCAACGGCCAACCUGGUGACGAAUAUUAACGACGACAAUUUCACGUCGAGCAGCAGUAGCAGCAGCAGCGCAUCAGUCGACGACCAUGCCAACUACUACCCGCACCACUACCACCACAAAUGCCUGGCCGGCAGCAAAGGGAGGAGGCAUCCGCAGGUACCGGAUGAGGUGAUUUCCGUUUUGCGGCAGUUCUUCGCGCCGCACAACCGCAAAUUCUUCGCAAUGGUCGGGCAGGAUUUCCAUUGGCCGGAACAGUAGUAACGUCAUCAUUCCACCGAAAAAAAAAAUAAAAGAAUAAAUCAAGUGGCCUAACGAACUCGGCUGUGAUCUUCGACAACAAAAAAACGAAAAACAAAAAAAUUUCCCAAAUUCAUCAUCUUUUCUUCUCUUCUCUCUCCGCCUGUUUGUACAUUUUCACCAUGGCGUCGUCGUCGUCUUUCAAAGCUAAUUUAUAUUACAACAAUAUAAUAUGUAUUACGUGUGUGUGUAAGAUAUAUCUUUCAUGUUGUUUUCUCCUGUGAAAACGAAAAACCGCACCAAUUUCCGAUCUUCUAUUCUCGUUCAAGAAAUGCACCGCACCUAUUUUUUAUCGCCCUCCCUUUUUCAUUGUUUCUUCUAUUCUUUUAUUGAUUAUUGCUCGAGAGAUCUGAUUAUCGCCCGAAUCGAAAGAGAGAACUUACAGAAUUGAAAAAAAAGAAGCAAAAAUCAAAGUUCAACGAUACAAUCGAAUGGCAGUUAUAACUCAACGACUUUUUUUCUAUGGACCCGUUCAUUUUCAUGUGCCACAAUCUCCUGCCAUCCGCCGUCGAUUCCCUCCAAGAUAACAAGAAACUCUGGCGAAUAAAAAAGGACAAGAAAAAGAAAAGAGUGGGGCAAUCAUCCUCUCAGUCAAUAAUUCUCUCCGUCUCUACACCUCCACGAUAAUAAUGGAAAGAGAUGUUGCCGCAUUACAUUCACGUCCAAACAGAGAAGAUGAGAGUGGCUGUCGCGUUUGGAAAGGCGGAGUACUGUUACACCGUCGCUCCUCUUGUAUAUAAACAAAAGGGGCGCGCAGGAAUAGAAGAAAACUCAAAUGUGAGAAAAUGAACAUCUGCGACGUGUCAGUCAAUCCCACACAUAACGCAUUCCGAAUCUCUUUUUGUUCUCCAAAUCGAUGAAUGGCCUCUUGUGUGGGUGUGUGUACAAAUCCAUCUGUCUCGUUUUUCUUUUCCUUAUUCUUUUCAGAUGUGACAUAACAACUAAAAUACAAGAUCUUUAUAUAUUACUAUUACAUGAAUAUAAUAUAUACGUACAUAUAUUUAUCUUUUCGCAUCAAUGUCCCUCCAAUUUUCCUACAACUUGCGUUCGCUAUUAAAUUACUGAAACGAAAAAACAAAAAAAAAUAAUAUAACGUCUUCAUUGUUUUUCCUUUAAUGUUAUCUUUUUCUACAUCAUCAGGUCUCGUCGUUUUCAUAUUUAUGUACUAACCAUACUGAAUUCAUUGAUUUGCUAACAUCAAUAAACCGCAUUGACUGUUUCA
Messenger RNA from Daphnia pulex (common water flea), 3278 nucleotides. Its product is annotated as heparan sulfate glucosamine 3-O-sulfotransferase 5-like. Bases 770 to 2017 code for a protein of 415 amino acids. The transcript has 5 exons. The record is from RefSeq and is a predicted model, not a curated record. Lineage: Eukaryota; Metazoa; Arthropoda; Branchiopoda; Diplostraca; Daphniidae. Gene Ontology annotation, molecular function: [heparan sulfate]-glucosamine 3-sulfotransferase activity.